AUGGAACUUCGAUCGGUCACUGACAUGCCUACGGGGUGUAGGUCAAAUGUUUUGGUGGAUGUGAUCACGAAAACGGAUGAUUACAUCGUUUGUCGGGAUGUCCCUUUUGGGUCAAGCUUGGUUGUCCAAUUUGGUGGUCACAUGGACCAAAGAAUGAUGCUCUACCAAGCCACGAAGCUAGGUUGUAAGCAUGACCAACAUGAGAUCUUUGCCUUGGACCCAAAAUAUGAUCCUUUGCCUGUGAACAUCCCCAGGGAAUUGGACUUUCUUUCCUCUCACGACGUCCUGUGUGGGUUGGGUGGUUUCUCGUCCAGUUUCUCUUUUCUUUCGAUGUCUGUGAUCACUGCGGUUGAUUGGAAUUGCCUUGCUUCGGUUUCCUAUCAAAUGAAUCACACCACCUCUUUCCUGUUGGCUGACAUAGAUCACCAUGACACAGUUUAUAAGAUGCACCAGGCACAAAAUGCAGCUGGCUGCCAACCCGUGCUAGCAGCUGGAAUCCCUGUUCGCAGCCGCACUCUGCCUGCUGUCUUAAGGGCAGCAUACUGGUUGAACACAGCUGGAUUGCUGCUGGAGUGCGCUCCAGAGGCUGCUCAUGAUUUCAGCACCCAGGCUGCCAUUCGUGAGUACGCCCAGCUGAGAGGUUGUGACAUCUUCCAAAAAGUUUUGCAUUUGCAUUCGUGUUGGCCAGCCCGUAGAUCACGAUGGAUUGCAUUGAUUGUUCCUAGUAGCCUUGGUUUUUCUGGGUUUGAAGAUUUGCCUGUACUGCAGCCUAUGCCAGUUUUGGGUGAGCUGUUUCCAUAUGAUCCUUGGCCGGUUUGGCCACAAAAGGACGAGCAGCAACUUCAAUGGACCCCCAUUGAAUUGCAAGCCUAUCGUUGUCCCGACUUUGGACCAGUGAAUCGAAAGCUCAACCUUCAAGAGCCAUGUCCGACUGCAUUGCACAGCUGGGGUUCCGUUUUGUAUGCGUGCCCUUGCGGUUGCCGAGACCAGGGCAUCAGCCCAUCCAGCUUGCAACGACAAGGACUCCGUGGAGUUGAGGUUACCUCCGGCUUAUGGCCACAUGCCCCUAGACAUGUUCAUCCGAAAGAACUUCAGCUCAUCAUGGGAUUUCCGCCUUUUGAGAAAACAUUGGAGGAUUGUAGGGCGCAGUUGGUUCUUUUCGGCAAUGCCAUCUCUCCCAUUCAAGGGCUUUGGGUUUAUGCCCAUCUCCUGAAGCAUUGUGGACUCUCACCAUGGGGUAUGACGCCUAGGGAGCUUUUGGUAAGGUACAUGAACAUGUUGCUUGAUCAACGAAACCUGGUUUGGCCUAGCCCUACUGCAGGAGUAGCCACCCUGUCAUUGACUUUCCAAGGUACCACCACUGAGGUGACUUUCAGUACUACUCAGACAGUACGUGACUUGGUGCGUGCCGAGGCACUUCUGCAAAGUGCUGUGCGGGUACAAAUCAGCUGUGAAGGGGUUGUGUUGCCUGAUUGGGCUUUUUUGCAGGAGCGAAGCUAUCACAUGGAAUUGUUCCAAGAGCCAACAAGAUCCGAGGGUCUCCUUGUGCCUGUUGUGCUUGAGCACCUGGGUGUUCGUAUUUUCCAUUUGGUGCCAGAUUGCAUGGCGUGCUCCGUUUUCCUGCGUUGGGCUGGAAUUCCUGACUUUGUGGGUUUGGUGGAUGAAUGUGGUAGCAAGAUUGACCCCAGCGGUAGUCUGCGUCCUUGGCAAACAGUGACUGUGCAGCUGUCACCUGAAGAUUUGGAUUUUGAAUUGAGUCUUCGCCUGAGUGGAUUUGGACUUGAUCAGAUGACAGGCAGGACUGGCAGUCUGCGUGUGUCGGAGUCUUUUUGCGGCACUGGUCUUUGGCACCUAGACCAACUGGUGCGCUCUGAUUUGCUUUUGUCUUGGACUGGUACAAAUUUCGCAUCCCUUACGUGCUGGCUCCCGUCUUUCUCUGCGGCGGUUGUGGAAUUUUGGCCGAGUACCAUGGAAUCACACCUUCUUGAUUGGUUGACCUUGGAUCGCGCCUUGGUGUUUGCCAUCACUUGGGAGUCUUGGGGUUGGAAUUUGGUCAGUUUUGGUUUUGACGCUACCAAGUUGGAGGUCACCUUUUUUGAGCCUGAAAAUGAGACGUCAAGUGUGGCAUCGUACCUUGCUUACCGUGUCAAAAGUGCGGCCAAACGCCCUGCCUAUCUGGAACAUUACUUGCCACUUUGCUUUGAUGCAGGUGACAAGGGUUCUCUUGGACUUGUGCUUGAAGCUGUGGAUUUGGCUUUGGGUCUUCCAUCGUUUGCGGUGUCAGCUUUGCGGGCAGCACGAACAGCCCGCUUCAGCAGGAGUGAGGAUGACACGAUGUCUUUCGAAGCCAGUGUCUCAACCACAGUGCCUUUUGAAGUUCAUGAGCCAAUGCAGUUGCCAGUCCCGGCAGCUGGGCGCACUGUUUCUCGGGGGGUUUGCCAUGGUCUCACUGUGAAAUUUGUGAUGGAUUUUGCACGAGCCUUGGCUCAGCAGGGUCAGCAGCAGAUCACAUCAUCUCAGAUCAAGGUUGUUCUUCUUGGCAGUCAGGCCUGUGACCUUAGUCGGUGCACGUUUCGAAGCUUUGAGCCAACUGAAGCGCCCAUGUGGAUUUUCACACUUGUGGACUUUCAUUGGACAGUGUUGCACUGUUACCGGGAUGGUCAAACUUUGUGCGUCGAACACUUUGAUGGUCUCUGCCAAACAUCCAUUUCUGAUCUCACGUCUGUGGUCCAGGUUUUGCGUUCGGCUUGGAAUACCCAGCAUGUGCAGGUGUCUACUCAGUGGAUUUUUCCUCAGUCUCGUUUGGAUUCCUGUGGAACGGUUGCUUUGGCGCAUUUUGCUUACCAUAUUGGGUCCAUCACGUAUGAGCAGGCAUGUCAUUUUGAGGACUUGCAUGACAGCUUGGCAAUCUGCAGCAGCAUGUUGCAUUUUCAGGGUCCGAUUGGAUUUGGGACUGAAGAAGAGGCCAUCAUCAAAACCCUUGAACAGAUCCUGCCGUCCAAGGGCGUUCCUGACACUGAGGUGCGCAGCAGAGCCCAAGCAGCCAUCAAACUCUUUGGCACAAAGGCCCUGCAGCAAGCCGUGCAGAACAAAAAUGUUUGGGCGUCGUUGAAAAGCCUGGGCAACUCAAAACCCAAGCCAUUUUUGUGGGUGAAACAUCAUGAAUUGCAGCAGCAUAUACAGGACAGGGCCCAGACCAAGUUUGGAGCAGUGGAUCAAAAGAAGCCCGCCAAAAAGGCAAGCCGUAGGGAACCUGUGCUGUCCAGAUAUUUGGAUCCGGCUUCUCUUUUGUUGCCACCGGACUUGUUCAUCACCAAUUGUGGUUCUGUUCUCCCACAACUUCAGCUUGAUGAGGUUCAGAAAGACGCUCGAGGUAUCGCCUUUGCAUCUCCUGAUGCGGUGCAGCAUUUUCUUGCCGAUGGAAAAAUGAUCAGCCAAGAGGGCCUCGCUCUGCUUGUUGUGGGACAGAUGCCUGAGCACACUCCCCUGUCAUUGCCUAUGCAUUCUUUGCGGGUUCCAGCCAUUUACAAGGGAACCAAUGAACCAGUGAUUUUGGAUUGCACUUCCAUUCAGCUAGGUGACCAGGCUGUUUAUCGCAAGACUAGUCAAGAUGCCCCGUCUUUGACUGUUUGUCCAACUCGUGUCUUCCGUGUCCAUGUCUUCAAGGACCUUUGGCAGCAGGAACAUGACUGGGAUGAGUUCCUUGGUCACCCAGUUCGGUCGUUGGUUCAGGCUUUUCCCAUUUUUCGACUUUGCAAAGAUGCUGACUGUGAUCAUCACUGCUCCCUAUUUCAUCCGUCUCUUGAAGAGGAAGGAGUAGAGAGUGGACUUGUUGAUGUGUGGGCUUUUCGUUGGCAUGGUCUUGACGGGUCAAAGCAGCCUCAAGCACAGGCUGAAGUUCUUUCGGUUUAUGUCAGGGUUCCAGAGUCCAGUUUUGACCAGGUCCAUCGAUCCUCAGGUACACAAGGUGUCUUUUUUGAACCCCGCAGCUCUGACUCACCUGGCCCGGACGAUGCUUUUGCGGUCAUUUGGGUUCCACAAAUUGGAUUGAGUGAUGCGCAGCACCGAGUGCGCACCUUGGAUCAUUGUGUUGCUGUCUGCCGGCUUGGACUUAAGUAUGGCAUUCGUUGUUUGGUCAAACACCAAGAAGAGCUGCACAAGACCUUGUGCCCGUCCCGGCCUUUUGUCCAUGUGUCUGUCAAAGCAGUGUAUCGUCUUGAGCCUCUUCCUGCAGGUACACAGCGAACAUCCUUGGUGGAGAUCCUUCGCAGUUUUGGCUGGAAUGCGAAGCCUUUGCAACCAUGCAAAGGCAGCCAGGGUCAAGCAUGGCAGGUUGGGGCGGAAUCAGAGCCCCCAAAGCCCUUUAUUGAGUCCCAGCAGGGUUGGAUAGGAAUUUCAAAGGUCAAGGAUGCAACUCCAGUUGCCAAACCACAAGGCCUGAUUGCCACCAUGCGAACAAAGAAGCACAUUCAGGAGGCGUCAGCCAGUUCCUCCUCAGGCACUGCAGAUCCUUGGCAAACUGGCCCAGACCCAUGGGGAGGCUAUGCCAAGACCACAAAAGCUGCCGCUGUUCCGACACAGCAUGUCCAAAGUAGGUUGGAGGAUGUUGAAUCACGACUUCAUGAGCAUGUCAAGCAAACGGUUACCCAGGAAGUUCACCAACUUCCGCAGCAUCCAGCCACUGACCUUCGUCUUACCGCAGUCGAAAGCCAGAUUCAAAGCUUGGUUGAAAACCAGACGAAGCUUGAGCAUUGGGUUCAAGACGGCAGCUCAAAGAUUCAUGGCUUGCAGCAGGAAUGUGGACAGCUUCAAAUGACAGUCCUUUCUCAAGGUCAGACUUUGCAGCAGGUCGCCCAUGAAGUGAGCCAAUGCACCAGCAGCUUGCAGAACGUUUCAACCGAGGUCUCUGGACUUAAGACCGAUUUGGGCAAGCAUCUUGACUCGUACUUCACCAAGCAGCAGGAAGCCAUCGAGGCCAUGCUUGCAAAGAAGGCACGUCACUCGCCUUCAAAUUGGAUUUUUCGUCUUUGGACUUUUUUGAUUUUCUUCUGUGCGCACUUUUGUCGGAUUGGUGAAGCUGCGGUGCCUGGCCCGCCUGAGGGCGUUGACUCUUUUGUUGAUUCCCCUGAGUGGACUUUGCCGGGGAACAUCAGAAGCACUUUGGGAGCACCAGCGGCCUUGCGGCCUGGCUCACAACAGGCUGGGUCAUGGACUGGGGUUCUGAACUUCGGUGAUUGUGCCAUGAGACAAGUUCCUGGUCUUUGGCCUGCCGGCGAAUAUGACAGUGGGCGGGUGCUUUUGACGGCCGCACAUGUUCAUGGAUUUGAACUGGUGAGUGCCACGGUGUAUCUUCCCCCCAAGGGACCAACCUAUCCUCGAGCAGUGGAACUCAGUGAAUCUUUGCUCACCCCAAUCACUGAGGAACUUGUUUUGGGACGUUCUGGGUACCGGGUUAUCCUUGGCGAUAUGAAUUGCCCUGCUGGCUCCUUGCGUCAAAUGCAACUUUGGCAAUCCUGUGGAUGGAUAGAACUGCAGGAUCUGAUGUUCCAGAAGUAUGGCAUUCCAAAGUGCAUCAAGAUCAGUGGAUUUCUUCUCCUGACUGGGGUCCUCUUUUUCAGUCAAACCCGUCACAUGUGGUGCGUGCCGGAUUGGCUACUGUUCCGUCGGGUGAGAUCCCUGGAUCACAGCACUCUGCUACCUUGGACUUUCGGCGAUGGAGUGCGUCAUUUGAAGAGCAGGAGAACUUGCGCCUGCUUCGGGGUUCCUGAACCGUUCGGUUGUGCUCCUCGCACCCUGCCUGUCGUUCCUCCCGGUCAGAGCGUUGCACAACUGGUCUUUGAUGACUUUGUUCAAAACUACAGGCGUUAUGAGCAUUGGCACAAUUUGGUUCGUGCUCCCGAGCCUUACCAUGUCACUGACACGGCCACGUGGACUUUGCAGGGCCUUCCAGCUCGGGUCAGAGUUGUUGAUGAUGUUUAUCAAGUUGAAUCGGAUCUUGUCCUUGCCUCGGGUCAGUCCCUUUCUUGUCAUACCAUGACCACAUCUCCUGAAGAGAUUCAUGAUCGACUUCAUCAGCUUUGGUCUCCACGUUGGAAUCGCCAUGCGGAAGUUCCCGAAGCCACCUGGGACGACGUUUGUCGCUACGCUGUUGACACUUUGCCAGCUGGCCAGAUAGAGCUUCCUCCUAUCACUGUCCAAGACUUCAAACGUGCCGUGCAUUCCUUUAAACCCAGAGCGGCCACCGGCCCUUGUGGCUGGACUAGAGCGGAUUUGGCGCACCUUACUGAUGGCCAAAUCCAACAGAUCCUUGAUGGAUAUCAUAUGAUUGAAGCUGGACAUGCCUGGCCUCGUCAAUGGUGCAUUGGGCUUAUACACUGCUUGCAAAAGAAAGACUCCAGUGUCUCAGUUGAUGGGUACCGUCCUAUCACUGUCACCAGCAUCUUUUAUCGACUUUUUGCUGGCAUUCGUGCGGGUCAGAUUUUGUCUCAGCUGGCCAAAGCUGCGGAUGAGAUGCAAUGUGGUUUCAUGCAGGGUCGUCAGGCAUCGGAUGUGUGGUUCUUCAUAGGGGUUUGCUUGGAGCUCUCCACUCACCAGUCUACCCCUGUCCAUGGAAUUGUGGCCGAUCUUGUCGAGGCCUACAACACACUUCCUAGGUUUUUCGUUGUCAAUCGGUGUGUCAGCGAACCCCUGUUGUCAGUGACUGGGUUCCCUGAAGGGUGCCCUUUAGCCUGCGCUGCAAUGACUGCCUUGGACUUCUUUUGGCACUGGGCCAUGCGUUCCCGGGUUCCUCGUUUGCUCCCUGUUAGCUUUGUUGAUAACCUUGAGUUGGUUUGUGACCGUGUUGAUGAUCUGGUGUGUGCGGCCGAAGCUCAAAACCAGUUUUGUUCCCUUUUGGACUUGGAAAUCGACCACCCUCGUCUUUAUGCUUGGGCUUCUACCUAUGCUGGGCGUCGUGAACUCAAAUCAAGGGGGUUUCACAUCAGCCUUGGGGACAGAGACCUUGGAGGUCAAGUCAUAUACUCAAAGCAGUUGCGAAACAAAAUCCUCACGGAUCGGAUCGCCAGUGUCCAACCGUACUUUGGAAAACUGCGCACUGCGCCUUUGCCGGUGAAAGCCAAGAUGCUCAAUAUCAAGCAAGUUUUGUGGCCUCGGGCUCUCCAUGGCAUUGAAGCCGUCGCCUUGGGUUCUACACAUCUUGCAAAACUCAGAUCUGGUGCCAUGAAGGCCUUGCGAUGGGACAGACCUGGUGCUUCGCCUCACAUUCGUUUGGGCUUGCUGCACUAUGACUUGGAUCCUUUUUGGCAACAAACUUGGAGGGUGCUCAAACUUUUCAAACAGCAGUGUUCCAAAAACCCCACUCUGAGGGCUUGGUGGGGUAUUUACUGUGACCAGCUUGCAGGAGCAGACACCAAUGGACCAUUUGGCAAGGUCCAAAGUGAACUCAAUACCUUGGGUCUCCAUAUCGAUGCGGAUGGCAGACUCUGGUUUUCAAACAAUGCGUUUGUGCAGGUUUUUCAGGUUUCUGAGACUUUGUUGCAGAAGGUGCUUUUGAGCCACUUUCAAAACCAUGUCGCUAGUCAGGUGCAGUGUCGUGCUGGCUAUGAAGAUUUGGAGGGCUUUGACUUAGGUCUUACAACAGCCUUUGACGGGCGUUUCCAGCCAGCUGAGGUUGAGCAGCUCAUGAUCGUGCGUGAUGGUGCUUUCUUUACAAACAGUGCCCAGUGUAAGUUUGACUCUCGAAAGACAGCAAUGUGCGACUGGUGCAAGGUGCCUGACACACGGAUGCAUCGAUACACCGUGUGUUCCCGGUAUGAUGCGAUCAGAUCACACCAUGCUAAACUCUUUGCCGAGUGGGAUGAGUUCCCAACCUGUUUCAAGAUCGGAGGCCUUGUGCCUCGCAAUCCAUGGGAAAACCUUGUGUGGGAGGCGCUUUCUGCUCUCCCUGACUUGACGCAGCAGUAUCAGUGCAUGCCCAAAGGAAAGGUGUGGCAUCUGUUUACUGAUGGCAGUUGCGACAAUCCUCUUUCACCUGAUGAUGCUCUGGCUUCUUGGUCUGUGAUUCUGGCCGAUGUGGGACCGAUCAGUGCUGGACCUUUGAGAGGUAUUCAACAGUGUAUCAUGAGAGCUGAAGUGACUGCCAUCCUGAGUGCUGUAGCUUGGGUAGCUAAGUACACGGGUGACUUGCAUCUUUGGGUUGAUAAUCAGAAUGCUGUUGAUCAUUUGCGUGAGUUGUUGCUUGGCACAGGUGACCCGGAAAAAUUUGAACAUUCAGAUCUGUGGCGGCAGAUUGCAACUUUGGUGCAUUUUUCGAUGGCCAACAUCCAUGUCCACAAAGUGGCAAGUCAUGUGGAUGUGCAGGAUAGCACUGGGCCUCUGGAUGAUUUUACCAAAAAAUGGAAUGAUCUUGCCGACUUUCAGGCCAAAUUGGCAAACAACAGUAGACCGCGUGUUUCAGGUCAGGUGUCCAGCCAACAUUUGGUUGCGGCUGGAGUUUUGGUUCCUCAGCUGUCGGUACAGUUUGGCCUUUGUCACGAUCUCAGUGUCAGAGCGGUGCAGAAACCUGGACAAGUCCUGUCCUUUCACGAGGGGUUGGGUCGGCUCAUGACGCCCAGCGUCAAAGCGAAGAAGAGGGCCCUGAGCUAUGCCAACAAGACAUCUUGGGGUUCCGCACCCAUCGUCGCCGUCCACCUUCGAACACGAGAGGUUGGAGAGGACAAUGAUGAUUGGCCGGUGGCCGACGCACCGGAUGAGGAGAUGCUUGCCAGCUUGACAAAGUGUAUCGAGCAGGCUGUCCACAUGGAGUUUGGAGAUGUGGAGGCGUGGGAUGUGUACCUGGCCAGCACCACGGAAAAGGCGCGGAAAGUGGCCUCGGAACAUUUCAAGCUGAGCCCUAAGUUGCGCAGGAUCUUGUCCUUGCCGAAACUGGAGCGCAAUCGGCACACCGGCUCCGGCGCAGUGGACGCCAUGGCCGAGGCGCUGCUGAUCUCCCGAGCCGACAUCUUUGUGCGCUUGGUGGUGGGAACUCAUGGAUUUAGCACCUUCGCCUUUAUGGCCAAUGCUUUGCGGUCCCAUAGCGAGUGGGCCGCCAGCUUACCGCCUCUAAGACGUGAAGGGUUUGCCCCGAACUAUGUGGUGACCUCGAAGUGCGGUGAGCAACGCUGCUUCGAAGCACCACCCGAGGUACGGAUGGCAGAUGUGUCCUUCCAUGGAAAGUACGUCACUGGCAGAUCUUGUGGCGAUGUGGUGGCGCGGCUGCAGCAGAAGAUCGGCUGCCCGGCCCUGACGCCCAUCGGUCAAGGAGAUGCGGAAGAGGAACUCUGA
This is a messenger RNA of Cladocopium goreaui, 9321 nucleotides long. The record is from the annotation of a GenBank genome assembly. Lineage: Eukaryota; Dinophyceae; Suessiales; Symbiodiniaceae.